This is a messenger RNA of Odocoileus virginianus texanus, 5275 nucleotides long. It is a transcript of the gene DDHD1, whose product is annotated as DDHD domain containing 1. Gene Ontology annotation, molecular function: glycerophospholipase activity; metal ion binding. Lineage: Eukaryota; Metazoa; Chordata; Mammalia; Artiodactyla; Cervidae. The record is from RefSeq and is a predicted model, not a curated record. Gene Ontology annotation, cellular component: cytoplasm.
AUGAAUUACCCGGGCCACGGGUCUCCGCGGAGCUCCGAGCGUAACGGCGGCCGGGGCGGCGACGGCGCCGCCUGGGAGCUGGGCUCGGAGGCGGAACCGGCGUUCGGCGGCAGCGUCUGCCGCUUCGACCACCUGCCCGCCGGGGACCCUGGCGAUGACGAGGUGCCCCUGGCCUUGCUGCGCGGGGAGCCCGGGCUGCACUUGGCGCCGGGCGCGGAGGACCACAACCAUCACCUGGCGCUGGACCCCUGUCUCAGUGACGAUAACUAUGACUUCAGCUCGGCAGAGUCGGGCUCCUCGCUGCGCUACUACAGCGAGGGCGAGAGUGGAGGCGGCGGCAGCUCCUCGUCGCUCCACCCGCCUCAGCAGCCGCCGCUGGUCCCGUCGAACUCGGGGGGCGGCGGGGCCGCUGGAGGGGGCCCCGGGGAGAGGAAGCGCACCCGGCCCGGCGGCGCGACCGCCCGGCACAGAUACGAGGUGGUGACGGAGCUGGGCCCAGAGGAGGUACGCUGGUUCUACAAGGAGGACAAGAAGACCUGGAAGCCCUUCAUCGGUUACGACUCUCUCCGCAUCGAGCUCGCCUUCCGGACGCUGCUGCAGGCCACGGGGACCCGAGCCCGGGCCCAAGACCCGGACGGCGACCAUGUGUGCGGCCCGGCCUCCCCCGCGGGUCCGGCCUCCAGCUCCAUGGAGGACGAAGACGAGGACCGCGUCUGCGGCUUCUGCCCGCGCAUUGCGGGGCACGGGCGCGAGAUGGAGGAGCUGGUGAACAUCGAGCGGGUGUGUGUGCGGGGCGGCCUCUACGAGGUGGAUGUGACCCAAGGAGAAUGCUACCCGGUGUACUGGAACCAGUCUGAUAAAAUACCAGUAAUGCGUGGACAGUGGUUUAUUGAUGGUACUUGGCAGCCACUGGAAGAAGAAGAAAGUAAUUUAAUUGAGCAAGAACACCUUAGCCGUUUUAGAGGUCAGCAGAUGCAGGAAAGUUUUGAUAUUGAAGUGUCUAAACCCAUAGAUGGAAAAGAUGUUGUCUACCACCUCCCUCCCUUCUCCCUCCCUUCUCUGUUCAAAUGGAGAGGAUAUAAGGAGAGUACAGAUGCAGCAGGUCUUAAACGAAAGCGUUCCCAAGCUAUUCAUAGUUUCAAAUUGAGUCGAAACCACGUGGACUGGCACAGUGUGGAUGAAGUAUAUCUGUAUAGUGACGCAACAACAUCUAAAAUUGCAAGAACAGUUACUCAAAAACUGGGAUUUUCUAAAGCAUCAAGUAGUGGGACCAGACUUCAUAGAGGUUAUGUAGAAGAAGCGACAUUAGAAGACAAGCCAUCUCAGACUACCCAUAUCGUAUUUGUUGUGCAUGGCAUUGGGCAGAAAAUGGACCAAGGAAGAAUUAUCAAAAAUACAGCCAUGAUGAGAGAGGCUGCAAGAAAAAUAGAAGAAAGGCAUUUUUCCAACCAUGCAACACAUGUUGAGUUUCUGCCUGUUGAGUGGCGGUCAAAACUUACUCUGGAUGGAGACACUGUUGAUUCCAUUACUCCAGACAAAGUGCGAGGUUUAAGGGAUAUGUUAAACAGCAGUGCAAUGGACAUAAUGUAUUAUACUAGCCCACUGUAUAGAGAUGAACUAGUUAAAGGCCUUCAGCAAGAGCUCAAUCGAUUAUAUUCCCUUUUCUGUUCCCGGAAUCCAAACUUUGAGGAAAAAGGGGGUAAAGUCUCAAUAGUGUCACAUUCCUUGGGAUGUGUGAUCACUUAUGACAUAAUGACUGGCUGGAAUCCAGUUCGACUCUAUGAACAGUUGCUGCAGAAGGAAGAAGAGUUGCCUGAUGAACGAUGGAUGAGCUACGAAGAACGUCAUCUUCUUGAUGAACUCUAUUUAACAAAACGACGGCUGCGAGAAAUUGAAGAACGGCUACGUGGUUUGAAAGCAUCAUCUAUGACACAAACACCUGCCUUAAAAUUUAAGGUUGAAAAUUUCUUCUGUAUGGGAUCCCCACUAGCAGUUUUUUUGGCAUUGCGUGGCAUCCGCCCAGGAAACACUGGAAGUCAAGACCAUAUUUUGCCCAGAGAGAUUUGUAACCGAUUACUAAACAUUUUUCAUCCAACAGAUCCAGUGGCUUAUAGAUUAGAACCGUUAAUACUGAAACACUACAGCAACAUCUCACCUGUGCAGAUCCACUGGUAUAAUACAUCCAAUCCUCUACCUUACGAGUAUAUGAAGCCAAGCUUUCUUCACCCAGCAAAAGAUCCUACCUCAGUUUCAGAGAAUGAAGGCAUCUCAACAAUACCAAGCCCUGUGACUUCGCCAGUCUUGUCUCGCCGACACUAUGGGGAAUCUAUAACAAAUAUAGGCAAAGCAAGCAUAUUAGGGGCUGCAAGCAUUGGAAAGGGACUUGGAGGAAUGUUGUUCUCAAGAUUUGGACGUUCAUCUGCAUCACAGCCAUCUGAGACAUCAAGGGACUCCAUAGAAGACGAGAAGAAGCCAGUUGCCUCACCGCCCAUGACCACCGUGGCAACGCAGACCCUUCCACACAGCAGUUCUGGCUUUCUUGACUCUGCAUAUUUCAGACUUCAAGAAUCGUUCUUUAACCUCCCACAACUUCUUUUUCCGGAAAAUGUAAUACAGAAUAAAGAUAAUACCCUCGUGGAACUGGAUCACAGAAUUGACUUUGAACUCAGAGAAGGCCUUGUGGAGAGCCGCUAUUGGUCAGCUGUCACGUCGCAUACUGCCUAUUGGUCAUCCUUGGAUGUUGCCCUCUUCCUGUUAACCUUCAUGUACAAACACGAGCACGAUAAUAAUGUGAAACCCAGUUUAGAUCCAGUCUGAACCCUUGAAGGACAUUAAUGGCCCAAAACUGAUUUUUUUCUUGUUAAAUAUGUGUGUCAAAAUAUGAAAGUUUCAUGUUUAAGUAUGUUUCAGUUUUGUUUAGGGCAAGAAAUAUUAGAAUUUGAAAGCACUUUAUUUUAUUUAAAAAAGCAGAACAAAUGUUCAGUUUGAAAGAAGUUAUUUAUAAUUUUCAUCAUUUUAAUUAUGAGUCUGACAGAACCCCCUGCAGAGAAUCAAGGAAGACCUGGAAAUGAGGAAGAUUUGGGUGACCUGCAAGAUUAUAAAUCACAAUCUAAUUUCUCCCAAAUAUAAAGGCUUAUUAAUGGGUUGAGCCUAAUGUAUUAACCAAAGUAUGUUAUAAAUCUAAAAUGAUCAAGGUCCAGGAUAGUCUAUGUAAAGAUCGCAAGGUGGUAUCAUUGUUUUAGAUUUCUAUGAAAACUUCCAUUUCCACAAUUUCUUUGAAACAUGAGUUUAAAAUGUUUUGAAUUUAACUUGUUUAGAAAACCUAAUGCUGAGAGAAACAUUUGAACUACUGUAUAGUUUAUUACCUCUGACUAAUUGCUUUAUGUCAAUGUAUGAAACAUUACAUUUUUUAAAAAUUUCUUUGAACAAUUUAAGAACCACAUUUAUUUUCCAUAGUGUUAAGACCCUUUUUUCUCAGAACUCCAUCUUUGUACUCUUCAGAUGAAUAUAUAGACACUGUGGCAUAAUUUCAGUAUUUUUUCCAUUAAAAACUUGUAGUUUCACACAAAUAACACUAGUUCAAUUAUUUUGAAAAAGAAAGUGAACUUUUUAUUAUGUCACAUGCACCUCAUAGAAAACUAAAGUUUUCUACUUGACACAGAAUACUCCAGAAUAGGUACAUUUAGUAAACUUUGUUGAAAAACUAGUCAACUUCUUUGGAGUAGGGAGUAUAACUAUUUUAAUUAAAUAUAUAAGCAUCCAUGUGCCAAACAAAUAACACAUACAAAGGGGAUAGAGUGCCCUAACAAAUUUUUUAAGUGUUUGGAGGAAUUGUAGUUGCAUCAUAGAUACAAUAGUUCAGGAUUCUGAGGCAUUGAAAGAGUUUCCUCAGCAGUCAUUUUUUCCACAGUGCUUUUCAUCUGAGGAGCUCAAAGUGCUUUGCGAUUUAAUAAUCUAUGUAGUAGCUCCUUGAAGUAAGUGAAUGAGUGUUAUUCUCAUGUUACAUGUUAACACACUAAGGCACCAAAAUCUAUAAAGUGCCUUGAAUUAGAUGACAAAGCAAACCAGGAGAACUCAGACUGAAGACAGGCCAUGUUCUUUUAUGUGCUGUUUGUUGGCUAACACACAUGACCUCUUAUUUUGCAAAUAAUAAUAAUAACAGAAGUUGCAAUUCAUAACUUGGAGAAAUGACUGAAACUGGUCCUUCACCCUACUGGUCAUAUACAUUCUUGGAUUCUCACAGGCAAAGGAGGAGUUACUUACAAGGGAUCAGUAACCAUUUCUGCCACAGUCAACCCUCACUUCUGAGGGGCUUCCACUGGGGUUCUACUUAAGGUGCUGCCAUUACUUAUCUUAGCUUCACAGAAAUCAUUGUCAAACUAGAAGCAAAGUUGGUCAGUUAUACAUCUCACCUUCUUUAUGAGAUAUAGAAUCUUUGGCUUACUCGUAGACUUUACUUGGUUGGCCUUUCAUUGAAUUUGCACAACAUAAAGCACUUCUUAGUGCUUAAAAAGAUCCUAGUCUCCAUGCCCAAAUAUGUGACUCACUAAGAAACUCUUGCUAUAAAAGGCUUUUGAUGCUAUCUUAGCAAAGCUGAAGCAAUGUCUUUCAAAUUUAGAGAUUCCUGUGAACAAAGGUCAUUCUCAUACCCUGUUUAUUUCAUAGCUCUGUUUAGUUUUCAGGAGAAUUAAACUUCCAUCUCAUAUGAUUGUUUCAUUAAAGGUACAUGAGUUUUUGGGUCUUAAGACAUUCAAAUGCCUCAGAGCUUAAAGGGAUUCAUUUUUAACCACUAGAAUGUUAAGAGCCCCUUUCACCUGAGGGGAGUGAAAACCUAUCAAACCUUUUAAUUUGAUAUUCAGUAAAAGGAAAAUUAUACUCCCAUAGCUAUAGGAGUACAUCAGCUUCCACUUUUUCAUGUUAGGGAAAAAAUCCAAUUUAGCCACAUGGAAGUUAUUUGAAUUCUUGAAAAGAGCAAUAUUCAAAACCACCUUUUCAAAAUGAGAUAUUCUGGAUUAUUGGACAGGUGUUUUGUUUUGAAUUCAUAAUUUCAUAAACAUGGUGAUUUUUAUUUCACAGUACUCUUCUUGUUUCCAUGUCUCUGCAUGUUAUCAUGGAAUGUACUUGUAUAUACUCAAGUAAUAUACAGAGUAUGUGUAAUUCUAGCUUGAUUUAGAAGCUAAGUCAGUUACUGGGUAACAUUUUGCAACUUUAUUCCUGCAAGUACUAAAUUGGCCAAAAAGUUCUGUUUUUGAUACCAUUAAAAUUUUAUUCUCUA